AGAAUCUACCCACAACAACAUCUGGAUCAUCCAAAGAAAGGAACAGCUGCAACUUUUUUGGUCAGAAAAUGGCUACAGGUGUUCUGUGCUCCAGGGAAUUUGCUCUCUGCCUGGCUUGUGUGCUCCUGGCCGUGCCAUUGCUAGUGGCUCAGGACCCUUCAAGCCUGAGCUUGGAGCACUACUCAAAGACCUGCCCGAAUUAUGAGCAUGUCGUCCGGACUGAGAUGGAAUGUGCUGUGCGUGCGGAUUCCCGCAAUGCAGCUCUGAUGCUUCGUCUUCAUUUCCAUGACUGUUUCGUUCAGGGUUGCGAUGGAUCAGUGCUGCUUGACGACACUGCGACCCUGAUUGGAGAGAAGAAGGCAGAACAGAAUGUCAACUCGCUGAAGGGGUUCGAGCUGGUUGACAAGAUCAAGCAGAAGCUGGAAGCUGAGUGCCCUGGAACAGUUUCCUGUGCAGACUUGCUUGCCAUUGCAGCGAGGGACGCAGUUGUGCUGGUUGGUGGGCCUUACUGGGAUGUCCCAGUUGGAAGAUUGGACUCCAAGAAGGCAAGCCUGGACCUAGCAAACAGGGACAUUCCCACUGCUCAACAGGGCCUUGUCACCCUCAUUGCCAAGUUCUGGGAGAAGGGCCUCGAUGCCACUGACAUGGUAGCCCUUGUCGGAUCCCACACAAUCGGAUUCGCCCGGUGCGCCAACUUCCGGGACAGGAUCUACGGCGACUACGAGAUGACGACCAAGUACAGCCCGAUCUCCCAGCCCUACCUGAGCAAGCUCAAGGACAUCUGCCCCCUGGACGGCGGCGACGACAACAUCAGCGCCAUGGACAGCCACACCGCCGCCGCCUUCGACAACGCCUACUUCGGGACCCUCGUCAACGGCGAGGGCCUCCUCAACUCCGACCAGGAGAUGUGGUCCAGCGUCCUCGGCUACUCCACGGCCGACACCGUCAGCAAGUACUGGGCCGACGCCGACGCCUUCUUCAAGCAGUUCUCCGACUCCAUGGUCAAGAUGGGCAACAUCACCAACCCUGCAGGUGGUGAGGUCAGGAAGAACUGCAGAUUUGUCAACACAUGAUCAUAUGCAUGCUCAAUCAAAAGGACUGCACAUUUGUUCUUUUUAAUUUGAUGGCUGGCUUGUCCUAGAUAGAAAUAAGAAAUGCUUUGAUGAUGAGGCCCUUGUACUGGUACAUAUAAUACGCGUUGUUGUCAUUUUGUCAUCACUCUACAAGUAUGUUACAUGGAGAUACACAUGAUAAGGUACUCCUGGCUUUUGCACAAACUUUUUAUUUAUAUACAUGAUGAGGAAUGGAUUAUGAAUUGUGAUGAGGUUUUAGCAA
Messenger RNA from Oryza sativa Japonica Group (Japanese rice), 1335 nucleotides. Its product is annotated as peroxidase 11. The record is from RefSeq and is a predicted model, not a curated record. Gene Ontology annotation, molecular function: heme binding; peroxidase activity. Gene Ontology annotation, biological process: hydrogen peroxide catabolic process; response to oxidative stress. Lineage: Eukaryota; Viridiplantae; Streptophyta; Magnoliopsida; Poales; Poaceae.